This is a messenger RNA of Acanthochromis polyacanthus (spiny chromis), 2639 nucleotides long. It is a transcript of the gene gm2a, whose product is annotated as ganglioside GM2 activator. Gene Ontology annotation, molecular function: lipid carrier activity; enzyme activator activity. Lineage: Eukaryota; Metazoa; Chordata; Actinopteri; Pomacentridae. The transcript has 4 exons. Gene Ontology annotation, biological process: lipid transport; ganglioside catabolic process. Gene Ontology annotation, cellular component: cytoplasmic side of plasma membrane. The coding region runs from base 135 to 722 and encodes 195 amino acids. The record is from RefSeq and is a predicted model, not a curated record.
CACGUGACCGCUGUGAUCGUAAACACGGAAGUGAAGCAGCAGAGUCGGCGUUUCCUAGUCAGCGGUAGGUUUAACGUCUCAGCGCUGCGGUUCGUCGCUGCUCCGGUGUGUGAGUCGGUGUGUGAGCCUCCGGGAUGGACAGGUGUGUAACGCUGACGGUGGUCGUGCUCGUCGCUGCGGUUUUAUCUCCGGCGGACUGCAGCUCGUUCCGGAGAGUCAACAAAGCUCAGAUUUUGGGUUUCGACUGGAAGAACUGCGGGCAGCCGGAUGCUCCAGCUGUCCUGAAGAGUUUGAACUUGUCUCCGGACCCGAUCGCCAUCCCAGGAGACCUGACGGCCUCCGCAUCUGGAUCCACAUCUGUAGAACUCGCCGCUCCUCUGGCUGUGAAUGUGACUAUGGAGAAGGAGGUGGCCGGUUUCUGGGUGAAGAUCCCCUGUGUGGAGGAGCUGGGCAGCUGCCACUAUCAGGACGGCUGUGAUAUUCUCAACCAGCUGAUCCCACCUGGUCAGGACUGUCCUGAACCGCUGCACACCUACGGCCUGCCCUGCCGCUGCCCCUUCAAAGCUGGCUCGUACUCGCUGCCUCAGUCGGACUUCUACCUGCCCCAGGUGGAGCUGCCCUACUGGCUGACUAACGGGAACUACCGGGUUCAGGGAGUCCUGGGCAGCGGCGGCAAAGAGAUCGGCUGCCUCAAAGUGGCGCUCUCCAUUCACUCCGACUGAGCCAACAGCUAAAGAAAUCAACAGAGAUGAAAGGUUUUUGUUGGUUUGCACACAAAGCUGAUCUACGUUUGGGGAAAUUGAUGCAAACGUUGCACAGAGCAGUUUACUAUUUCAGUAUUUCAUCUCACUUUUAAGCAGUUUUUCACCUCACUGGGAGAGAGAUUUUGGGGGAAAAUAACAAAAGAUAGCAAACGUGUUCAAUACAGGGUAUUAGGAUCACUUCUGUCUUCUCCAGUAUUAGAAAAAAUGCAAUUUUUCUGAUUAGAACCCAUCAAAGCUGCAGUUUUCAGUUCUUAUGCACCGUGACUGCUUUGUUUUGCCAAACAAGUCGUCACCGCUAAAGCGAGCGUUAAAAUAAUGAGGGAGAAAGAUGUUUCGGAGCUGAAAUGUCCUUUUGUAAAAGACUAAAUUGUUGCACCUUUGUUUUGUUCUGUUCUAACAGAAAAUCUGAGGAAAAAAAUUUCCUUUUUCUCACAAAAUCUCACAUUUCUGUGAAAAAAAAGGCCAAAUUUCCAAGUUUUCUUCAUGAAUCAAAGUGUCAAGUUAUGCAGGUUUUCCGUUUAGUUUAUUCCCACGAUAUGUUGCAUCUCUUACACAAACUUGAGUUUUCAUGAGUGGAUAUUUCAUGUGGGGAAAUAAAUCUACAAGCAGCUAAAGCACAGAGGAGUCAGAUCUCAUCACCACAGCACGUUGCUUCAUCUUUAGCUCUAGUUUCUACAAAUUUACUGCGAAUCCUCAACGAAACUGAACUGAUAUUAACAAAACUGAAACAUCUAGAGAGAGAUUUCUGUUAAAACAACAUUUCUGUGUUUUCUUUUUGCUCUUAAAGUGACAUAAUUUCGCCCACAGAAGCAUCACUGAAAGAUUACCGAGACAUUUUAGUUUUUAUUUUGUACUUUUCCGAAUCUUGAGGACUGAGAGACGUUUUCUUCGCAGCUCCAAAUCGUUGACAAAUCGAUUGCAUCCGUUUUUUUUUUAUUGUUUCUUCUUUUACGAGAGCCAGUUUUAUUAUCACAAAAAUUGAAACUAUGGAGGCCUUAUCUUAGAAUUGGGAAAUUAACUUGCUUUUUUAAAAAAAGAAGUAGAUGUAAACAUGACAGAGGUGCAUUUUAAUUUUUCUGUUCUUUCACAGCAAUAUGAUGAAAUAAAUAUCCUCUGAAACUGCAAUAAACUUAUCUUUGUAUUGGAAUUUAAGGCUUAUUUUGCUGCAGCAACAGUAAAAUUUGAUAAAUUUUAGGUGGAGCUUUUGGCUUUUUAGACUGCUUUGUUGUUUUUUUCUUGCAGUUUCUUCAAAAGGCUGGACAGUUUUUACUUUUCUAAGUCAUUCAUUGUUAGUUUUCAAUACAUUUAGUGAUAAACAGCAAAAAAAAAAAAGUCACCGCAGAAUUCUGCAAAUUUACUGAUAAACAACGAGGCUAAACUCAAGGCUGAUGUGUUUUUAUUUGUGUGUUUUCAAUGCAAAGCUCCUGCAAACUGAAAAUUUAAAAGGUAUUAACAGUUCCAACAGUUUCGUCUUUGUACAUGAUGAAAAAAGCAGUUUAGCGUUAAAUAAUAAUAGUAAUAAUAAUGUUCGUCAUACAUUCUCUUGUUUGUUUUUAAAUCUACUGCUGUAAGAAAAAUGCUGUUUUAUGUUUUUAUCAUUGCAUGCGUCUUUUUUCACUGGGUAAAAGGUUUGUUGAUUUCAUUUUAUUAUAAGAACUGUUAGUAGCCUUCGUAUGAGAAAAUAAUUAGAAUUUUAUUUCAUCAUUUUGUUUUGUUUAUUGUUGCUAAGUGCCUGAUUGUUACUUUAGGAGCAACAAUGAAAAUUCUUGAUGAAACUUCAGGUAACGAUUGAAAAAUAGUUUGUUUUUUUACCAUGAUGAUGAUCACUGUCAUGCUUCACACUGUGUUCCAUUUUUAAUAAACUUUGUGCCAUUA